CGUUUGUGUGGUCAGCUAGCAGAAGGAGAAGCGGAAAGAAGAGAAGAAGAGAGGAGGGCGCCUCGCCUUCGUGUGCCAUUUCCGCGGUGACGUUCAAUGAAGGCGCGUCGACACUUUCAUGACUAUGCUCGUCACCGGCGUGCUGCUCUCUUCCAAACAAUUUCCAACAAACAGCACCAAAGAGGAGGGAAACCUUCGCGUAACGGUCAACUCUUCCUUCUCCGCCGCUUCAGUUCCCCUCGCUCGAGGCUUCUCCUCCUCCCCAUGACCGAAACGACUUGAGAUGCCCGGGAAUGGAAGUUGCAUUUGACAGCACCGCUGCAUCUUAAAUGACAUUCGCCCGCUUUCUAGCUUCUGCAGCUCCGCGACACGAGCGGAAAUCACCGAGGCAUCAAUAACACCGUAAUAACAGUGCCUCCCUUCCUACCAAAAUGUCCUUUUUCAAUUUCCGCAAGAUCUUCAAGCUAGGGUCCGACAGGAAGAAGAAGCAGUACCAGCACGUCCACCGAGAUCUCAACCCCGAGGACAUUUGGGACAUCAUAGGGGAACUCGGCGAUGGAGCCUUCGGCAAAGUCUACAAGGCUCAGAACAAGUUGAACGGGACCCUCGCCGCCGCCAAAGUCAUCGACACAAAGACGGAGGAUGAACUGGAGGACUACAUGGUGGAAAUUGAGAUCCUGGCCUCUUGCGACCACCAACACAUCGUCAAAUUGCUGGACGCCUUCUAUUUCGAGGGCAAACUCUGGAUCCUGAUUGAGUUCUGCGCGGGUGGUGCCGUGGACGCCAUCAUGCUGGAACUGGAGCGGCCCCUGACGGAACCGCAGAUCCGAGUGGUGUGCAGGCAGACCCUGGAGGCUUUGGUCUACCUGCACGAGAACAAGAUCAUCCACAGAGACCUAAAGGCUGGCAACAUUCUUCUUUCCCUAGAAGGGGAAGUCAAACUUGCGGAUUUUGGGGUUUCUGCUAAAAACACAAAGACGUUACAGAGAAGAGAUUCUUUCAUCGGAACGCCGUACUGGAUGGCGCCAGAAGUGGUGAUGUGCGAGACGUCCAAGGACCGCCCGUACGACUACAAGGCGGACAUCUGGUCCCUCGGGGUGACCCUGAUUGAGCUGGCGCAGAUCGAGCCGCCCAAUCACGAGAUGAAUCCCAUGAGAGUGCUGCUGAAAAUAGCCAAGGCCGAGCCGCCCACCCUCAUGCAACCCUCCCGCUGGACACCAGAAUUCAACGACUUCCUCCGCAGAGCUCUCGACAAGAAUGUGGACAACCGGUGGGGUCCGUUGCAGCUUCUACAGCAUCCAUUUGUCGCCAGCGUCGUGGACUGCAAACCUCUCCGAGAGCUCAUCGCAGAAGCCAAGGCUGAAGUCACAGAGGAGAUCGAAGACAGCAAAGAAGAGGAAGAGGAGGAAGAGCCCGAUACGCCCGUGUGCGCUCCCGGACACAAACGAGCCCCGUCCGACACGAGUAUGGCGAGCUCAGAGGAAGACAAAGUUCCGUCGACGCCGUCAUCCACGCUGCAGUCCGUCACAGAAAAGACAGAGGUCGAGCAGGCUGGAGACGAGUCCAGUGAUAAGCUCGAUGAAAGUGAGCCUGACAAGACAGAGGAGGAGAAACACGACGAGGUGCCCGAGGCCGGUGAUGAGGACGCCGCCUCUGGGCUGACGGAGGAGCCUGUCUCACCGGGGCUUGAGGGCCACGCCGAUGAGAUACCCGCUGAGCCGACCGCCUCGGAGGAACAAAUCAUAGAUAAAGUUCAGACGCGGGAAGAAAACAGAAAGGAAUCUCCACAAGAAGUAGAACUUGAAAAGGAUCACGAAGAGGUGACCAAAGAAGACGAGUCAAAUCAGCAGAUGAUCGGAUCGGCAGGAUCGGACGAGACGCUGGAGGAUGCGCAUGCCAACCUGGAGUCUGUCUCCGAGGUGGAGGUCGAGCAAGUGAGCAAGCCAGACGACAUGCUUCAGCAUGAACUGAGCGAUACCGCCAAUGGUGCUGAUGUUAUUUUGGAAGGCGGAGGUGACGUCGCAGCGCACAUAGUGGGAGACGCAGAAACCGAUUGGAGUAAGAAUGAUUCGAUUCUAACAAAACCAGAGGAGGACAUUUCCGAGUUGCCCGAUCGGGACCCGGAGACAACUAACGAGAUCAGACCUUCAAACGGAGUGUGUGACGACGCCAUCAACACAUCUGAGGAUGCAGAGCUCCCGAUCAAGGAUGACAAAGAGGCAACGCCGGCAGAGGAGAGCACCAUGCACAGCGAAACAGACUCCGAGACCAAAACGGAGCAGGGAAGCCCCGCCGUGAGCCGGCAGGAUGCCGAGAAGGACUCGGACUCCGGAAGCAGCUCGGCCGCCGACAGCAGCAGCAUGGACCUCAAUCUGUCCAUCUCCAGCUUCUUAUCCAAAAGCAAAGAGAGCGGCUCAGUGUCUCUACAGGAGUCCAAACGGCAGAAGAAGACACUGAAAAAGACGCGCAAGUUCAUGGUGGACGGCGUGGAGGUCAGCGUGACCACGUCCAAGAUCGUGACCGACGACGACGCCAAGAAUGAGGAGAUGCGGUUCCUGAGGAGGCAGGAGCUGCGGGAGCUGCGCCUGCUGCAGAAGGAGGAGCAGCGAGCUCAGCAGGAGCUCAGCAACAAGCUGCAGCAGCAGAGAGAGCAGAUCUUGCGGCGUUUUGAACAGGAAACCACAGCGAAGAAACGGCAGUACGACCAGGAGGUGGAGGGCCUGGAGAGGAAGCAGAAGCAGACCAUCGAGCGGUUGGAACAGGACCACACCAGCCGGCUGCGAGACGAAGCCAAACGCAUUAAAGGGGAUCAGGACAAAGAGCUCUCCAAGUUCCAGAACAUGCUGAAGAACAAGAAGAAAGAGGCCAAACAGGAAGUUGGGCAGUCACCUAAACACGUCCAAAAAGAGCUCAUGAAGCGCUUAAAGGAGGACCAAACGCUUCUUAAGAUGGCUGAGGCGGUCGCCCAGGUUAUGAUACAGUCUUUUCAGUUGUCCUCAUGCGCACUCUUCAAUGCUCAGAUGCAGGAUGAGCAGGAGUUCCUCCAGAAACAGCAGCAGGAGCUGGACGGGGAGCUGAAGAAGAUCAUCCAGCAGCAUAAAGUGGAGAUCGCCACCAUUGAGAAGGAUUGCCUCAACCACAAGCAGCAGAUGAUGAGAGCACGGGAGGCGGCCAUGUGGGAGCUGGAGGAGCGCCACCUGCAGGAGAAACACCAGCAGCUCAAGCAGCAGCUCAAGGACCAGUACUUCCUACAAAGGCAUCAGUUGCUCAAGAGGCACGAGAAAGAGAUGGAGCAAAUGCAGCGCUACAACCAGCGCCUGGUGGAGGAGAUGAAGAACAAGCAGAACCAAGAGCGGGUCCGCCUGCCCAAGAUCCAGCGCAGCGACGGAAAGACGCGCAUGGCCAUGUUCAAAAAGAGCCUCCGCAUCACCGCCUCGGCCGUCACCACGCCGGAGCAGGAGCGAGACCGCAUUAAGCAGUUUGCUUUUCAGGAAGAGAAGCGUCAGAAGAACGAGCGUCUCCACCAGCACCAAAAACACGAGAACCAGAUGAGAGAUCUACAGCUGCAGUGUGACUCCAACAUCAGAGAGCUGCAGCAGCUACAGAAUGAGAAAUGUCACCUCUUAAUUGAGCACGAGACUCAAAAACUGAAAGAGCUGGAUGAGGAGCACAGUCAGGAAAUCAAGGAGUGGAGAGAGAACCUCAGACCCAGGAAGAAGGCGCUGGAGGAGGAGUUCAUGCGGAAGCUCCAGGAGCAGGAGGUCUUCUUCAAGAUGAGCGGCGAGUCGGAAUGCCUUAAUCCCACCGCCCAGAGUCGUGUUUCCAAGUUUUACCCCAUCCCGCACAUGCACAGCUCCGGAUCGUAGCCGCCUGCUGAAAACCGCUACGAAAACUGCGCGUAUUUGGGAGAUUUAUUUUGCUUUUUUUUUUUAUUUUUAUUAAAAGCAUGUUUUAAUUUGAAAUGUUCAUACAUUUUGUAUACGAGUGCCUCCUAAUUUCUUUUUCAGUUGCAGCCGCUCACCUCCUCCCACAAAUGAAUGUCUUGCUCACUGUCACUGAACAAAUAAGUGGUUGCUCCCUUGUGAUGAUUCUCCUCCAUUCAUUUCAACACGUGGGUGCUGACUACUUCCUGGAUCCCUGCUAUUGAGUGAAUCCUAUCAAAUGCAUAUCAAAGGAAUGUAAACUUGCUGUCGAUUUUGCACUGUUUUCGUUUGCAAUAUUAGAAUCAAUAUGCAGUACAAAUCAUUGGAAUUUUAUUGCCUGCUUUUAUUAUUUUAAGACCACUGUCUCGAUUAAUCAUUUUUCUGCUAUAUUGAUGCUGUAUUUCAGGGGUGGGGAACCUACUCCUGCUCAAAAAACAUUAAACUCACACUGCUUUAAUAUUUUACUAUCAUUUUGGGAGCUUUUUUUUUUUUUUAUAUAAAUGUUUCAAAGAAUGAA
Molecule: messenger RNA, 4440 nt
Organism: Syngnathus acus (greater pipefish)
Lineage: Eukaryota; Metazoa; Chordata; Actinopteri; Syngnathiformes; Syngnathidae
Gene: slka
Product: STE20-like kinase a
Exons: 20
Coding region: 432-3866 (1144 amino acids)
Biological process (GO): protein phosphorylation
Molecular function (GO): ATP binding; protein serine/threonine kinase activity
Source: RefSeq, a predicted model, not a curated record